AUGGAUUGUGGAAAGGGCUUCAGUCAGAAUGGACACUUAAGUUUACAUCAGCGGACUCACACAGGGGAGAAGCCAUUUAAAUGUAUGGAAUGUGGAAAAAGCUUCAGUCAGAGAGGACACCUCAAUAUACAUCAACAGACUCACACAGGGGGAAAACUAUUUAAAUGUAUGGAAUGUGGAAAAAGCUUCAGUCAGAGAGGACACCUCAAUAUACAUCAACAGACUCACACAGGGGAGAAACCAUUUGAAUGCCUGGAGUGCGGAAAGAGCUUCAGUCAGAAUGGAGACCUUAAAUUACACCAGCGGACUCACACAGGGGAGAAAUCAUUUAAAUGCACGGAGUGUGGAAAGUGCUUUAGUCAGAAUGGAGAACUUAAAUUACACCAGCGGAUUCACACAGGGGAGAAACCAUAUAAAUGUAUGGAGUGUGGAAACAGCUUCAGUAAGAGUGGACACCUCAAUAUGCAUCAACGGACUCACACAGGGGAGAAACCAUUUAAAUGCACGGAGUGCGGAAAGAGCUUCAGUCAGAAUGGAAACCUCAAUAUACAUCAACGGACUCACACAGGGGAAAAGCCAUUUAAAUAUAUGGAGUGCGGAAAGAGCUUCAAUUUCAAUGCAAACCUUAGAACACAUCAACUGAGUCACACAGGGGAGAAACCAUUUAAAUGCAUGGAGUGUGGAAAGAACUUCAGUCAGAAUCGAAAUCUUAGAAAACAUCAGCAGACACACAGGGGGCAAACUGUUUAAAAGUAUGGACUGUGGAAGGCGCUGCAGUCAGAGUGGAACCCUUGAUUUAUUUGAACAAACUCACACAAUACACAUACCAUAUAAAUAUCAGGAAAGGCGAUACAGGUUCAGUCCUAGUGGAAGUCCUAUAUCAACAGACUCAUGAACAGGAAGAACUUUAGGAGUUGAAACCCUACAAACCAUCAACAAACUCAAAGAGGAGAAGCAGUUUAAAUGAAAAGAUUGCAAAAAGUGCUUUAUUUACAAUGGAGUGUUUAAGGAACAUCCAGGGACUCUCACAAGGAAGAACCCAUUUAUAUGUAUGGAGUGCAGGACGUGUUCCUUUCAGUGUCCACUCAUUUCUUCACAGAACUGAACUCAGCAGGAAAUCAGUCUUUAACACAUGCUGUGUAUGUGAAGUUCUGGUAUUUAUGUGGUAAACUCUAUAGUAAUGAAAUAUUGAAGGCAAUGUCAAACUAUGUGAUUAUAAUCUAAGAUGUAAAGUACCUUUCGGUAGAGAAAGGGUGAGGGUUUAUCUGGAUUUCUUGGUGGUCAGUGAGGAUUAGGGCUGGGCGAUAUAUUGUCCCAUACUGGUUUCUAGACCACAUCGUGAUAACCUUUCAAAAACAAUUGAUAUGGCAACACACCACAGAUCACAGUGUGUGUUUCUGGGAUGCCCAUUUGCCUAGAAGCUGCCGGCAGAAGGCUUUGCUUUGUGAAGCCCCUGCAGAUGUCGAGUUGCUGACUUCCCUCCCAGACGACAGGAAGCGAAAGACACAGGGGGGAAAGAGCCCCCUCCCAAAAUUGCCUGCUUCUCCCGCAAGUGGAGCUUCUGCGCCGGAUUGCUGCUCUGCCCCGCAGCUCUAGGGGUGCGCGCUUUCGGAAAGGGGAGGAGGGGCGGCAGGUAAACCCCCACCCACCCAUGUGGAUGUUGCAGGAAGGGAAAGGAGAAUCGCGAGCGAGGACAAAGAGGUAAAGGGGUCGCGGGGGGAGGCGAAAGAAGGACCCAGAACCCCCCUCCAGCUCCCAAAAUCCCCUUUCGUGGAUCUGGAUCCCUGCAUGCGUGCUGCGAAGGGGGUUUUCCUUGGACCCUUAGGAAGCGCACCCAGGGGAUCCCAACGAAGCCCCCUCGCCCCAUUUCCCCGCACAGGCAUCCCUGGGACUCUGUGGGUCCCGCGCGGAGAGAGGUGGGCCAUGAAAGGGUUAACGGGAGUGAGGGACGCGUGGAUAGAGACCCCCCCUGUCCUCCUCUGCUCGUCUUAGUGGUCCCCUCCGGGCGGAGAGGUGGGAUUAACUUGGCUUGGAAACAGGUCAGGGAGGACAAUGGGUGGCCAGCCGGGGGUGGGGCAAAGGCCAAAGAAAAGAGGCCGACCCCUUUGUCCAAGCCUCUUUUGGUUUUCUUCCUUCCAGAAUCAGGAUCCUCAGGAGUGUGUCCUGGCGGCUGAAUUAAGGUAAGGUCUGGCCUGAUUGGAAGGGGCAUGGCCCCACCCACCGGGCUAGGCUACAAUUUUGCAGCUUUUCUUUCUGGGCGGGGGGCCAGCUAGGCCGCAGGGGGUGGCCUUCUUGUUUUUUUUGUAGUGGUGGGGCGGGGAGGCAUGGCUCCCUCGCCACCGCCAUCCGCCGCCCUCCAAUUGAAGGCUGCAUGGGCGGCCGUUUCUUUCUUGUUGGGGGGGGCAUAGGUCAGGCCACAUGGUGGUCAUGUUGGUUUGCACUCCCCCCCCCCCGUUCCGCUCUGGCUACUGACGCACUUCUGCUCCUAGCAGUGAAAUGUAAAUGUCUCUUUUGUUACACUCGAUGGGUGUUUGGUGGAGGGCAAGGGGAACUAUGGGGCAGGGUCCAGGAUGCUCAGAUUACUGCCACCAGAUCUUCCCUUUCAUGAUGUAACCAUGAUGUAGUUUGGGGGGGGGUGUAACAUUGGGAUUAGCAGUGAAAUAAAUAAAUUAAGGUCUUAUGUAUAUAAUGAAGGUUCAUAAAUGUACCAGGCAAACAUGUACAUAGAUAUAUAGGCCCCAUGUCUGAACCUGCACAGGAGAGCAGCCAUGGAGCCAUUUUGACUCCCAGGCUGACCAGGUGUUUUCUCUGCAAGGUCAAAUGGAGCAGCCUCCCUUCACAAAUCCUGUCUUAAGGGUAUAUCUGUGUAUGAAUAGGGUGAGCCUGUGAUCUGGCUCAGGAACUAAGGACUUAUCAUUACAAAAGACUGGCCAGGCUCCCAGGGUAUCAAUCAAGUAAGCAUUAACAGGUAACUUGCCAGACAGGGGGUAAACAACCCCCUCAGAUUUCUGCUUUAGCCCGCCCUUUCUGUGAUGUAGGUAUGAUGUUUCUGGGGGUGGUCUUGGACUCCAAGGUGGGCAAUUUAAAAUGUCUAUAUAAGGGCGGACACAUCUUGGUUCUGGGUCCUCCUCCUUCUCCUAUGUGUGAAGGGGGCACCCUGUUGCAACAGUUCAGUAAAGAUCAGGCUUACAAGCUGCUUUGCUUCUCAAUAUUCUCUGGUUGACCUCUGUUUUUUCCUCUGACCGAUGGAGAACCUACAAAGGACUCUAUGAGGGCUCUUGUGUCCUGCAUAAGGGAAUAAUGGCAGAUUUUCAUUUAUUGCAGCAGCUAAUAAAAGUUUGGGUUCUCUUUUGCUCGGGGCUUCCAUCUUGUUCCACCAGGAGUCUUCAAUAAAGACCAAGCCUACUGGCUACUGUUUUGCUCUGGUAUUCCUGGCUGGUGUCCUUGUUUUUUGUCCAGGGGGGUCCUCAGAUUUCUCCUUUAACAAGACACACCUUCUUUCCUGCAAGCUCCACCCAAUUCCCACCCCAUAAGCCCCAUACCUGUCCAGAUAAUAAUAGUAAUAAUAAUAAUAAUAAUAAUAAUAAUAAUAAUAAUAAUUUAUAUCCCGCCCUUCCCAGCCGAAGCUGGACUCAGAGCGGCUUACAACAAUAAAAGUAACACAGUUUACAUAAAAUCACAAGCAAUUAAUUAAAAUGCAUUCUAAAAUCAAUUUGUUCUAAUAUCAAUUGAAAAUCAAAUUAAUGGCAGAUACAGCGGUUCUGCCAAGUCCAACCAUUGGUCCCCCUGGAGAGGAGAGGAAAAUCCCGAGAGAAAGUGGGGGGGGGGGGCUUCUCAGAAGUGGCUCUUUGUUUCUGCAAUCCCACCCAGGAAGCAGCCAGAAACCUUUUCCUCUCUCUCAGGCUUCCAUCUUUAAGUGUCUUUUCCACUGCCUGGUUCAUUGAGGAUGAGGAUAAUGUACACCUCUCAUCAGAAACAGGGGUGCAGAGUCCAUGGAACAGCUCUCAGGCUUGAUAUAGAAGUUGCACCUCAAAAGCAUUUCUGUUCCUCUUAUUCUUUGAAGGCAGUGUCAGAGUGACUGA
Molecule: messenger RNA, 4082 nt
Organism: Podarcis lilfordi (Lilford's wall lizard)
Lineage: Eukaryota; Metazoa; Chordata; Lepidosauria; Squamata; Lacertidae
Source: the annotation of a GenBank genome assembly